Molecule: messenger RNA, 1026 nt
Organism: Triticum turgidum subsp. durum (durum wheat)
Lineage: Eukaryota; Viridiplantae; Streptophyta; Magnoliopsida; Poales; Poaceae
Source: the annotation of a GenBank genome assembly
AUGAUACUGGGAGGAUCGACCUGCUGCUGCUUCACCCAGCUGCAUCCCGCCGCCACCGCCGCCAGGCUGCGCUUGCCGCCGGCUCGCGCCGCGAACACCUCCUCCGAGCCGGCCGCCGCGCGUCUGAGGGCGGUGCUCGAGCAGGUGGACGACGAGCUGCGGAAGGGGAACGACGAGGCCGCGCUGUCCCUCGUGCGCGGCUCGCAGGGGGAGGGCGGCGGGCUCCGGUGCUUUGGCGCCGCGAGGCAGGUACCUCAAAGGCUUUAUAAACUAGAUGAGCUUAAGCUAAAUGGGAUUGAUACUUCUUCUUUCCUAUCUCCUGUGGAUCAGACUUUGGGAUCAAUUGAGAGAAAUCUCCAAAUUGCCGCGCUUCUUGGAGGUCUUUCUGUUUCAUUUGCGUUUGAGCUUUCUCAACUCCAAGCUCUGCUUACCUUUGUCGGCCUACUAUUCGUGUGGUCUGUUGAUUUGAUAUAUUACAAUGGAGGGGGGAGAAACUUGGUUCUUGACACAAUUGCUCACAGUCUCAGCGAGAAGUACCACAACAGAGUUAUUGAGCAUGAAGCUGGUCACUUCUUGAUAGCAUACUUGCUUGGAGUGCUUCCGAAGGAAUAUACUAUCACAUGUUUAGAUACACUUAUGAAACAAGGAUCACUGAACGUGCAAGCUGGGACAGCUUUUGUGGAUUUUGAGUUUGUUGAAGAGAUCAAUACAGGCAAAUUGUCUGCGAAGAUGCUGAACAAGUUCUCAUGUAUUGCACUGGCCGGAGUAGCAACCGAGUAUCUUCUGUAUGGAUACGCCGAAGGAGGACUAGAUGACGUUAACAAGCUGGAUGGACUGUUCAAGAGCCUGGGAUUCACCCAGAACAAAGCUGAUUCACAGGUGAGGUGGGCUGUGCUAAACAUCGUUCUGAUCCUGCGCCGCCAUGAAAAAGCUAGAUCGAAGCUUAAGGAGGCAAUGUCUUCUGGGAGGUCAGUUGGAUCUUGCAUCGAGGUCAUAGAAGAGAACAUAAACCCCGAGGAUAUUUGA